UUUGUCGAGUAUUUCCCGUGGCAAAUUCGUUCCGGAAUAAUCUCUCCUAAGUGUUAUUCCCGUCUCAGCAUAAUUUGAGAAUCGAGCCCUUUUGAAGAUUUUCAGGAGUCUCGACUACUGCGAACCCUGCCAGGUCGUGCCAAUUAUCAUCAAAGUCCAGCUUCCUCAGAAUCCAGUCACUCACGAUAUUGGGAAUCUGUCAUAUAAAUGGCCUCCCUCUCCCUUACCACAAAGGGCAAUGACCAGCAAGGAGAAUCCCAGCCAAGGUAUCAGACUCCAUUUCGACGUAUUUGCGUAUCAAGAUUCCCAUUUAGAUUUACUCAACGCCUCAGUGGACUGGUAGUACCACAAUUAAGCCGCACCUUGAAUAAUCAAGAAGCUCCGCGACUAUGCGCAACUAUGCACCAACGUACACUCAAGGACUAUGCUGCCAGGACUAUAAGGAUUUAUACGAGUAUACUCAAUGAGACUAUGAGAGAUAGACACCCAAAGAGAUGUGAAUUCAAGAUUCUGAUAUUGAGAAUUCCGGAAGUCCAGAUUAAAUAUUCAAGCAGACGAACAACAACAGCAGUAACAGAAACGACAGUGGAGAAGUAACAACAGGGCUGUUUCCACCAGGCGACUCGAGAAUGCCAGCAUUUAGGAACUUACGGACUCCACAACACGUCUCGCCCGAGACAAAUAAAUGCAAAUCUCACGUGAGAAGUUACAAUCUCCACAUUGCCUCACGAAAAUCAUCUUUUCCUAGCUUUUGUAAUACCAUCGAUUUUUAUUCUCGUAAAAUUAACAUCGCUCUUUCUAUUCUCCGGUCAUUCGCUCCACUCGAUCGUCACUGGAAAAUCUCUACAAGGACAUACAAGCCAUCAAGAUUGUCAGUGAAGAAAGAAUGCAACGUGGCAUGUAUGGAACAACCCACUUGUCACUGUCGCUACGUAAUUCGUCGUCGUCAUAAGGGACGAAAGUGAGGAACGCGCAAGGUCGCAGCGUGCCGGAGCAAAGGUGAGGCAAUUCUAGAGAACUUUCCAUGACGACGCGAUAAAUUGCACGAAACCCGAGACAACUGUUUCGCUUGAUAUUAAAUUUCAUAUUUCAGUCAGGGACCAACCACUUUCGGAAAGGAUCACGAGAGAAACUUCCGGUCUCUCGUUAACUGCGAAUCAGCCUGCGCGUAUACGUAUAUGAGUCAUAGCACGGGUACGCCUCUGUAUACCAACUUGAUUCAAGGAGAUUCGAGUUACUUAUGUUCCUUGGAAAUACGCCAGAAUUUACUGAUUUGUGAAUCUAACU
This is a messenger RNA of Cephus cinctus (wheat stem sawfly), 1287 nucleotides long. RefSeq lists its product as uncharacterized. Lineage: Eukaryota; Metazoa; Arthropoda; Insecta; Hymenoptera; Cephidae. The record is from RefSeq and is a predicted model, not a curated record. The transcript has 4 exons. The coding region runs from base 208 to 597 and encodes 129 amino acids.